AUGUCUGAAGGAUAUAAACUUGGUGAUCUGGUUUGGGCGAAAAUGAAGGGUUUCAGCCCGUGGCCCGGCCGGGUAGCUAUUCCCACACCUGAGUUGAAGCCACCAAAGAAAGCCACUAAUAUGCAGUGCAUUUACUUCUUUGGUACUAAUAACUACGCGUGGAUUGAGGACCACAACAUCAAGCCGUACAACGAGUUCAAGGAGACUCUGAUCAAGUCUUGCAAGACCGCAGCUUUCAAGGAGGCCGUGGCCCAGAUUGAAGAUUUCAUCGUUAAUCCAGAGAAAUUCGGUGAUUUGGACGACCACGCGCGCUCUGCUGAGGAGGAGUUCGAUAAGCUUAAGGACGCCCUCGAAGGCGCCGAGGAGGAAGACGAUAAAGACGAAAAGAGCGACACCUUGCUCGAAGAGAAGAAAAAGAAGAGUUCUACACCUAAGAUACGUUUGGGUUCAAAGGUGAAACCAAUAAAGCGGUCCUCCUCCGGCGGGACGAAAGGCACUCCUCGCAAAAAGGCCAAGAGCAGUCUCUCCCGGUCCCUCACUGACACGGACCUGGAGAGGGAAAAACCGUCAAUGCUGAAUCAUUCCUUCUCGAAAAAAUCCAGUUUACUGCAUCGUCCUUCGAAUAUUUUGCGGCCUGAAACGCCACCUCUAGACCUGGAGAACGUGUCAGAAACGCUUCUGGAGAAGAAGAUCCAAGCCAGUCAGAUGAAGUUCGGUUUCCUCGGUCUGGGCAUCAUGGGCUCUGGCAUUGUGAAGAAUUUACUCAAUUCAGGGCACAAGGUCAUCGUGUGGAACCGCACUGCUGCCAAGUGCAAAGAUUUCGAGAAGGUGGGCGCGACUAUCGCAGUGACACCAUGCGACGUCGUGGAAGAGGCGGACAUCACCUUCUCCUGCGUCGCAGACCCUCAGGCUGCUAAAGAGAUGGUGUUCGGAAAUUGCGGCGUGCUGCACUGUCCGUCGUUGGAGAUGAAAGGUUACGUGGAGAUGACGUCCAUCGACGCAGACACAUCGCAUGAUAUCGUCGAGGCCAUCAGCGGCAAAGGCGGCCGCUACCUCGAGGCACAGAUCCAAGGAUCAAAAACGCAAGCAGAAGAAGGCACUCUGAUAAUCCUAGCGGCGGGCGACAGGUCGCUGUUCGACGACUGCCAGAGCUGCUUCAAGGCGAUGAGCAAGAACUCCUUUUACCUCGGUAGCGACAUCGGCAACGCGUCGAAGAUGAACUCCGUGCUGCAGGUGGUGGGCGGCGUGUCGCUGGCGGCGCUGGCCGAGGGGCUGGCGCUGGCCGACCGCGCGGGGCUCAACCAGGCCGACCUGCUGGACGUGCUGGCGCUCACGCCGCUGGCCUCGCCGCACCUCAUCCUCAAGGGACGCGCCAUGAUCGAGUCGUCGUACUCCACGCACCAGCCGCUGACGCACAUGCAGAAGGACCUGAAGCUGGCGCUGGGGCUGGGCGACGCGCUGGAGCAGUCGCUGCCGCUCACGGCCACCACCAACGAGAUCUUCAAGCACGCCAAGCGGCUCGGCUACGCGAACCACGACGUGGCCGCCGUCUACAUCCGGGCGAGGUUCUGAAUGCGUUUAAAGAAACUAUUCAAACAUUUGACAAACAUUUGAUCAAUUGUGUUAUAUUUGAUUGUUUUAUACUAAAUAACUACAAUUUGUCUGUGUUGAUCGCAUUUUAUUAAGUUAUUAGUUAGCAAAGAGGACACUGCUUUAUAAUCGAUUAAACAAUAACAGUUAUGUAGACCACGUAGAAAGACUGCAUCAUAAUCUGUGCAAUAAGGACUGUUAAGAAUUAUGAAACUGUGAAGCAAAACAUAAAUCAUCAUUGGAAGUCCCGUUCCCAUGUAUACCAUCGGCGGGUCGUAUCGACGGCCUUAUUCAGGAGGAAUACGUUAACACGUUUCUCAAUAUGAAAUUAAAAAUUGACAAUAUUUUCUUUUUAUGUAGUAAUUUGUUUUUACAGUGUCCUGACUCUCCAAUGCGACUUAGUUGUAUAAAAUUCUAGUGUUAAGGAUUUAAUUUUUUCAUCUGAUACGAACGCAAUGAAAUUGAACGUGUUUUUAAGUGACUUUGAGGUGAAUAAAGUGCAAAAUCACGUAUUUUAACGAUUACAUUAGCACCUUUUAGUUUUCCAUAAACUUUUAUAUGGACUGUUACAAGAGUUAUGUUCAGUAGCAGAGAAAGUUUUCUUUAAAUUGAUGAACAAUUGGCAUGCGGUCACCUAAAACUUUUUUCUCUGCCUUUCUAUAUGCAAUUUAGUAUAAUAUUGUAUGUGCUGUUUAGUAUAUAGCAUUGGCAAUGUGAAGAGAAUGUUCUCGUUUUUUCUGCAUAUUUGUGUAAUGUUCUAUAGGUAUGUAUUUAAUAACUGAUAUUUUAAUUUUCUAUUAGUUUAUAGAACAAAAUAAUGUAUGUUUAUUUUACUAAGUUUUACUCAAGAGCAACUUGUGCUCUUAUUUUCUUCUCUACCUUCAAAUACUAAUAGUAAGUACCUUAAAUAAAAGAUUAUGCCAAUUUUUAUUGAAUGUCUAUAAAAAAGAAAAUAAAUCACAUGUUGUAAAUGUCGUCAUGUAUUAUAUGUCAUGAUCAGAUGAAGUUAAUACACA
Messenger RNA from Hyposmocoma kahamanoa, 2606 nucleotides. RefSeq names its product putative oxidoreductase GLYR1 homolog (gene Ndf). Bases 1 to 1572 code for a protein of 523 amino acids. Lineage: Eukaryota; Metazoa; Arthropoda; Insecta; Lepidoptera; Cosmopterigidae. The record is from RefSeq and is a predicted model, not a curated record. The transcript has 13 exons. Gene Ontology annotation, molecular function: oxidoreductase activity, acting on the CH-OH group of donors, NAD or NADP as acceptor; NAD binding; NADP binding.